AUGGCAACUGAAUCCUCCUGCAGCAGCUCUUCCACUUCCCAACAUGAAGAUGAUAACAAACAAAAUCAACUUCCAAACUCUAAUUCGAACAAGUCAAUUGACUUUGUAAAUCUAUUAAAAAAUGAUUUGAUUCGUGGGUCUGAAGUGCAAGAGCACAACUUUUUUAGCCCUGUCCAAGUUGGUUCUUCAUCUUAUUUUCCUAAUCACAACAAUGAAAAGAAUAAUUCUAAUUCAAAGUCUUAUUCAUGCUUCUACGGCAAGAGCCAAUAUUCUUCUUUACGAGCAUUAAAAGGACACCAAAAUGCUCAUAGAACAGAACGUGCAAUACAAAAGCAACUAAUUCAUCAAAGGUACGAAGAUGGUUCUUUAGGUUUAGGGCAACUUCCUUUUAACCCUUAUUUAAAUUAUCGUAUUACUCCUUUUACACCUUCUCCUAUUGAACCUUUUACACCUUAUCCUAUUACUCCUUUUACACCUUAUAGGCCACUUGGGAUUAGAAUGAAAUCAUUGAUUCAAAAAUCACCUUAUAUUAGCCCUAGGAUUGAUCAUGGUGCUUUAUGUUUGCAAGACAUAUUAAACCCAAAUCUUGUUAGCUUGAGAAAAAAUAUUCAAGGAAGCAAUAGUGGGGUUGCAAGUCUAGGUAUUGGGGGUGCAACUACUUCAAGAAUUGAUGAUGAAAUUGGAAGAAAUAAUAAAAAUGGUGAUAUUCUAAAACUUGGAAAAUCUUCUACAAAUAUUGUGGCUUCUACAUCUACCAUGAAUGAUAUUGAUAAUUCAAAGGCAAAUAUUGAAGAAGAACUCUCUGAUUGUGAAUCUUCUACGGUUGAUUUGUCACUUAAGCUUUAA
Molecule: messenger RNA, 846 nt
Organism: Trifolium pratense (red clover)
Lineage: Eukaryota; Viridiplantae; Streptophyta; Magnoliopsida; Fabales; Fabaceae
Exons: 1
Coding region: 1-846 (281 amino acids)
Biological process (GO): negative regulation of abscisic acid-activated signaling pathway
Source: RefSeq, a predicted model, not a curated record